Messenger RNA from Pan troglodytes (chimpanzee), 1884 nucleotides. RefSeq names its product acetylserotonin O-methyltransferase (gene ASMT). Bases 693 to 1814 code for a protein of 373 amino acids. Gene Ontology annotation, molecular function: protein dimerization activity; O-methyltransferase activity. The transcript is spliced from 10 exons. NCBI's taxonomy places the organism in Eukaryota, Metazoa, Chordata, Mammalia, Primates, Hominidae. The record is from RefSeq and is a predicted model, not a curated record.
UGGCCAACAUGGUGAAACCCUGUCUCUACUACAAAUACAAAAAUUAGCCAGGUGUGGUGGUGUGCGCCUAUAGUCCCAGCCACUCGAGAGGCUGAGGCAGGAGAAUCGCUUGAACCCAGGAGGCAGAGGUUGCAGUGAGCUGAGAUGGUGCCACCGCACUCCAGCCUGAUGACAGAGCGAGACUCCAUCUAAAAAAAAAAAAAAGGGUCUCACUAUGUUGCCCAGUCUGGCCUGCUGGCAUCUUGAUGUUGAACUUCCAGCCUCCAGAAGUGUGAGAGAACUGGUUUUUUGAGCCACCCAGUUUGCAGAAAUUCGCACGACCCCCAGAAAUGAAUGCAGAACCUGUUCAAUCCAUAAGACGAUUAAUGAGUGCUAAUGAUGGGUGAGCAUAUUGGUUUGGGAUCAGUUCUACAGCUGAUGAGUCAAGGGCUCAGGGGGGGCCUGAUGCAGACUAUUUUAGGGCUGCGGAGGGGCGCCCAGAAAGCCAGGGAAUUCCCACACGCUUUGUGAUCCCCUAAUACGGUUAAUGAAAAUUUCUAGAGUGAUCCGUCUUUGUUUGAGUACUGGGCAGGCAGCAGGGAGAGUCAGGCAGCAGCCGUGAGCAGGUGGCUCUUCCCCACCUUGCCAGGCUCUGUGCUCCUUGAAGCAAGCGCUCCAGAGGCUCCGGAAGCCACGGCUGGAUUGGAGACGAGAUGGGAUCCUCAGAGGACCACGCCUAUCGCCUCCUUAAUGACUACGCCAAUGGCUUCAUGGUGUCCCAGGUUCUCUUCGCCGCCUGCGAGCUGGGCGUGUUUGACCUUCUCGCCGAGGCCCCAGGGCCCCUGGACGUGGCGGCAGUGGCUGCAGGUGUGGGGGCCAGCGCCCAUGGGACAGAGCUGCUGCUGGACAUCUGUGUGUCCCUGAAGCUGCUGAAAGUGGAGACGAGAGGAGGAAAAGCUUCCUAUCGAAACACGGAGCUGUCCAGCGACUACCUGACCACGGUCAGCCCGACGUCACAAUGCAGCAUGCUGAAGUACAUGGGCAGGACCAGCUACCGGUGCUGGGGCCACCUGGCAGACGCCGUGAGAGAAGGAAGGAACCAGUACCUGGAGACGUUUGGCGUUCCUGCUGAAGAGCUUUUUACGGCCAUCUACAGGUCCGACGGCGAGCGGCUACAGUUCAUGCAAGCUCUGCAGGAGGUCUGGAGCGUCAACGGGAGAAGCGUGCUGACCGCCUUUGACCUCUCAGUGUUCCCACUUAUGUGUGACCUCGGUGGGACAUGGAUAAAGCUGGAAACCAUCAUUCUCAGCAAACUAUCGCAAGGACAGAAAACCAAACACCGCGUGUUCUCACUCAUAGGUGGGGCUGGAGCUCUGGCUAAGGAAUGCAUGUCUCUGUACCCUGGAUGUAAGAUCACCGUUUUUGACAUCCCAGAAGUGGUGUGGACGGCAAAGCAGCACUUCUCAUUCCAGGAGGAAGAACACAUUGACUUCCAGGAAGGGGAUUUCUUUAAAGACCCUCUUCCGGAAGCUGAUCUGUACAUCCUGGCCAGGGUCCUCCAUGACUGGGCAGACGGAAAGUGCUCACACCUGCUGGAGAGGAUCUACCACACUUGCAAGCCAGGUGGUGGCAUUCUGGUAAUUGAAAGCCUCCUGGAUGAAGACAGGCGAGGUCCUCUCCUCACGCAGCUCUACUCUCUGAACAUGCUCGUGCAGACGGAAGGGCAGGAGAGGACCCCCACCCAGUACCACAUGCUCCUCUCUUCUGCUGGCUUCAGAGACUUCCAGUUUAAGAAAACAGGAGCCAUUUAUGAUGCCAUUUUAGCCAGGAAAUAACUUUUUCUUGUGACCUGGAACUAACGUCAAAGCACACAAGACAUAAUAAUAAAGAGAUGUACCUCCAGUG